Messenger RNA from Amblyraja radiata (thorny skate), 2246 nucleotides. RefSeq names its product SLX4 interacting protein (gene slx4ip). Bases 663 to 2045 code for a protein of 460 amino acids. Lineage: Eukaryota; Metazoa; Chordata; Chondrichthyes; Rajiformes; Rajidae. The transcript is spliced from 9 exons. The record is from RefSeq and is a predicted model, not a curated record.
UGUGUAGGCUGGGCAUGUGGGAUAAUAGAGAACUAGUGUGUGCGGGUGAUCGAUGAUUGAUGCGGUCUCAGUGGGCCGAAUGGCCUGUUUCUAUGCUGUAUCUCUAAACUAAAUGAAACUAAACAAUCACCCAAUAGUCUUUAUCCCAACUCCCUUGUAGUUCUUUAUAUCAUAGCCAACUUUCCCAAUAGGGUCUCAAGUUGUUUACUCCACUGAGUUCUCCCAGUAUAUCUUAUUGUCAUAGUUUUGAAAUUGUGUGCAGUUUUAUAAACAGUGUUUAUUUUAAUAACCACUCAACUUAUUUAAUAAGUUGAUUUAACUAUUCUGAUUGCUUAAUUCUAUUUUGUCGGCAUUCUUUGACAACAUUACACUUUUUUUCAACCACAAGUUAUAUUUUUGAUGGAUGGCAGGCUAUAGUUAUAAAGUAUAACUCUCGACAAGUUGAGACUUGAUUGGCCUGAUCAACCUGUUUUCAGCACAUCAUCAUAAAAGUCACUGGAUGUUCACUGAACCUGGAAAUACCAUUUCAAUACAAACUUAAUAAAUCGACUAUCGGAGCAUCCACCACAACUUUGAGCUAUUGGCCAGGAACUUGUGCUAUUAAAGAAGAAACCCAUAAUCUUUUUGACAACAGUUAAGCAAGAUAAAUUCCUACUGCAGUAAUGCCCUCAAACAAAUUUGUCCUUAAGUGUGGGAACUUUGCCGUUCUGGUGGAUCCUUAUAUUUUGCCUCGGGGAACAAAUAAAGACACCAGCUGGUUUACUGAACACCACAAGGAGGAGAUAAGUACACUUUUAAAGGAAAAUAUUGACUUAAGGAUCAAGCAAUAUCUUGAAGCAAGAAAACAACAUCGGAACGCACAAACUAAAUCAAACAAAGAACUUACACCUAAUAACCCGCUUUGCUUAAAAGGUCAAAAUUUCCGGCUUGCUGCUUAUUUCAUGAAAAGACACGCCAACUUAAGAUGUAUAACAAAACAGCAAUUUUGUGGACUCAACGUAUUCCCUGAUCGUUUUGUGGUGUGUUUAACACCCUGUGAAACUGAUCCAAUGAAGAGAAUGGCCGAGGAACAGAUUAUUCAGAGUGCUAAGCAUGGAACUUCAGAAUACUUUAUUGGUGAAUCAGAGUUCAGCGAUGCCUCCAUCUCAAUCCAGAAGAAGAAGGAAACUUUGAAGCAAAUUGUUAAAAAAAGUUGCUGCCCAAAAAUGGAAAGCCUAAGCAAAGCUGACUCGGGAGAUUCCUUGACAAAAGCACUGCCCAGUGUAACAGAAGAUGAGCAAAAUGUAGCCCAACCUGCUGUGGAUUUGAGCGGUGAGAUUCAGGAUGUAAAUAAUGGUGGAAAAGAAGAUUGUAUGAACUCAGUUCAAAGCGAGUUAUUGCUUCCUGCCAUAAAACUGGAAGAAUAUAUCAACAGGAGCCAGCCAGCGCCACAGAGCUGCCAUCAGCCUCCUCGAUCUAUUCAGCAGCUGAAGGCGGGUUUGAAAAGCACUGGGGAUGUGGGUGAGUCAACACUGCCGAAUCUCAAACAAAACGGAGUAAACAAAAAAACACAAACUACGCCAAGGAGGGUCUCUGCUCAGAGUGGAACAAAUUGUGCCGUCAGGGUCAUUUCUGGAGGGUCCCCUCCAUCUCCCGUCCAAGCCACAGUGGAGACGAACUCUCCCGAGUCUUUAAGAAAACCAUCGAGGAGAAAAACGCCAGUAAAAACGAGUUCCCAUUCUAAGAGGUCAGUUAAAGGUAAAGCAGACUGCCUCGUCCUCGCCAGCAGAGACGCAGGUGGAUACUUGCUUUCCACACUCAGUUCCCCCCAAGACUUCUGCCAUGUGAAUAAACACAAAAGGAGAAGAUUAACAACACAGAACAAGCCGGCGGCAGGUUCAGAGAUGCCACCUCCAAGUCAUUCAGGUUCUGAGUCUCAGAGCUCUGCCUCCAGCACGGCAUUGAUGAAAGGCAAUUCAAGGAAAGAAAAUGUGCCAAGAACAUCAAGACUUCGAAGGCCAAAAAAGGCUGGAGCUCCCAGGAGUGAAGAUGUUGCCCUGAGAUAGUUUCCACUGGUUGGCAGUUAGUGUUUGCAUGUUACAGGAGACAAUGAAUGGUGUGCAUUUGUACCUUACUUUAUAAAACUAAACCAAAUAAUAAACUAAUCCAAAAAGCACAUCUCUCUUCUACAACUGCUGAGAUGCCAACAGCCUUGCUCCUGUUAUUUGACCUGUAAGCUAAUAAUAAAUUCAAGACUGUCUAAACUG